Fomitopsis serialis is the source of this 774-nucleotide messenger RNA. RefSeq lists its product as uncharacterized. The coding region runs from base 31 to 612 and encodes 193 amino acids. The record is from RefSeq and is a predicted model, not a curated record. The transcript has 3 exons. NCBI's taxonomy places the organism in Eukaryota, Fungi, Basidiomycota, Agaricomycetes, Polyporales, Fomitopsidaceae.
AACAUACUUGCAUGCUUUGGUAUUGUAAUCAUGACUUGGGUCUUUGGCUGGCCUCUCUACGACGAUGACGCGCUCAAGAUUGCGAAGACGCGCAAUCUUGUCAAGGACCCGAACGCAGGAAAUUAUCGGCGCAUCGAAGUAGCCCAGCUGUGGGUCGCCGACCAGGUCGGCAUUGUCCCUGCACUCUCCUGCCGGGUCAACGAUGUUCCGGAGAUUGUAUUCGCUAUAUAUGUCGACUACGGUGACAAUCGCUACCCUCCAACCGACAUCAUCCUCGAGAACAUGACAAUGUCCGACAACUUGAAGCAGUAUCGUCGCCUCAAGAAGGAGAUGGUCGACGAAGAGAUUGACAACAGUGACGAGGGUAGUGCCGAGGGCAGUGACACGAGUAACGAUGGAAAUAGCGAUAGGGGAGAAGACGACAACGAUAACACGUCGACUUCCAGCGACGACGAAGACACGCUGGCCCGGGCAUGCGACAAUGAAACAGUGACCGACGGUGUAGUCUCGAGGUCGGACUUGUCCGCAGAGGGGUCCAGCCCCUCCGAGCUCCUCCGAGGUGGUCACAUCGCCUCCCGAUGGCCUCUAAAAUGCUUGUUGUACAUUCGCUAAGCCGUAGCGUCGACACAAGGCAGUUCGUUCCUCCUCCUCUUGCCAUCAUACUAUGCGGAAUCUGUAUUAUAGUACUAGUAUAUUCUGUAUCAUCACUUCGCAGCCAUCGACGUUGUGCUGUACUCUGCCUGUAUAACUGACCCAAUGUUAUUAUGUUCAAUC